UUCUCUCAAAUCAUGAUUUAAGUAUUUUUCAGAUCGGUAUAAACAAAGAUGUCUUACGCUUACCUAUUCAAAUACAUUAUUAUCGGAGAUACAGGUGUUGGCAAAUCCUGUCUUCUUCUCCAGUUUACAGAUAAGAGGUUCCAACCUGUUCAUGAUCUAACUAUCGGAGUCGAGUUCGGAGCCAGGAUGAUCAAUAUCGAGGGGAAACAGAUCAAACUUCAGAUCUGGGAUACGGCAGGACAAGAAGCGUUCCGUUCCAUCACCAGAUCCUACUACAGAGGUGCAGCAGGGGCUCUACUAGUUUACGAUAUUACACGCAGAGACACAUUUAACCACCUGACCACGUGGUUGGAGGAUGCCCGGCAGCACAGCAACAGUAACAUGGUCAUCAUGCUCAUCGGUAACAAGAGUGAUCUCGAGGCGCGCCGUGACGUGAAGAGAGAGGAGGGAGAAGCAUUUGCCAGGGAGCACGGUCUUAUCUUCAUGGAGACAUCGGCCAAGACGGCCGCUAACGUCGAGGAGGCGUUUAUCAAUACUGCUAGGGAAAUUUAUGACAAGAUCCAGGAGGGUGUCUUUGACAUUAACAACGAGGCGAACGGGAUAAAGAUAGGUCCUCAGCACGCUGGUAGCGGUUCAAACCAACCGGCCGGCGGUCAGAACGCCGGAGCUUCAGGAGGAUGCUGCUAAAUAAAGAAAGAUUCUGCUUAUCUUGCAUUUCCAUCCCAUUCCUAACCUGGCUAUUGCACUGAGAACUGUACUGAACAUAGAACAGAUGAUCAGGCACCACGUGCUCUAAACAGCAGCUGACUAAACUGUACUUAUGUUAAGUGUAUCAGCUGUUCUAGGAAAAUUCAUCGGAUUUUGAGUUCCUUAUGUUCGUUCCCUAAUUAGUUUAAAGGCAUUAACAAAAGUUUUCUUUAAAAAAAUAUAAGGAGAUCAAGAAAUGCCAAAAAUCCAAUGCGAAGAUGAUCUACAACUAUGUACUAUUAAGCACCCCAUUUGCACGGAAAUGUGUAAACUAUUCUGAUUUACAUGAAUCAGUAUCAAGUACUUUUCCCUAUAUCCGCCAUCAGUGCUCUCUUUCUGUAACAGUAAGCUAAAUAUUUCAAACAAAGACCAGGACUUCCCCCCCCCCAUCCCCAUGUACCAGUUUUUUUUCUACAAAUCGAUGAUUGAUAAAUUUUAAUAGAUAUACAAUUAUUUAGCUUUGUUAUUUUUAGUUUGUUCCAAGUUUAGCUUAUUUAAUGCUAUCACUGAUUUACCCGAAUGUUGAAGAAAAAAUUUGUAGCAAGAUAUUAAAAUUACACAGAAACUAUUUUAGACCAAACCUACUUUUUAUUUCAAUUUUUUAACCAGUAAUUGUACUAUGUCUGUAUAAGGUUAUUAAAUGCUAGUCUUUGCAUCAUGAAUGGAUGUAAAUGUGUGCGUAAAAAUACGCUUGUAUAGUUUAAAUUUGCGUAAGUAUGUCGGGAGUUUAUUGUUGCACAAUCGUUAUUUCAUCAAAUAUAUCAAAUUUACUCGUUUUUUUUUAACUAGAAUAGAAAUCUUUUUUAAAUUUCCCCGUUAACCUUUGUAUGCGCUAAUUAAAAAAAAUUUAAUAUAGUAGAUAAAAAAAUCGGGGAAAAGUUCUCAAAUGGAUGAUUUUUAUUAAACCAAUUUUCAGGAUUCACAUAAAAAAUUGAUAGUUUUAAAAAUUCUCAAUGUCCGAUUUUUUUACUAUCUAUUAAAAUCUACCCUGGCCACUUCUAUAAAAUUAUGGCCGGCGCGUUUGGUUAUGUAAAUUCACAAGGAACAAUUUGUUCUAAAUCUCUCCCCGCCUUUCGUUCUUUUCAUCAUAAAUUAAAGAAUAAAAUUAUUUUGUUUAAUAAAUUGAAACCAUUUUGGAAACCUUUAAAUAUGAAAAACUAACGAAAACUGAAUCCUUUAAUGAGUUUUGUCGAAAAAAGGUUGCCCAUCACUGUUUACUUUGAUUCGAUUCGAUUCGAUUCGAUUCAAUUCGAUUCGAUUCGAUUCGAUUCGAUUCGAUUCGAUUCGAUUCGAUUCGAUUCAAUUCGAUUAUAUGUUUAUCUGUUCCCCUGAACCCUGAUAUUUAUUAGUUAGAAGUAGUUCAAUCAAAUCAUGGACAGUUAAUAUACGAUUUUUUUUUUGAGAAAGGAUUUAAGCUUGUUUUUUUUUCGUAUUUCAUAUAAUGAUUGAAAUGAGUUUGUUUUUAUUCAACAAAGGUUUCUUAUCUUUUCAAAUUGUUGUACAUUUAACUGUACAUCAAACUAAGUACAUAUUUUUACUACUAAUGAGCAUGGUUUUUUUAUUUAGUCAAAUUUUUGGUACAUACAUUCGGGUGACAUGUUUGAUGUACAGGGAUUGGGUACAAAACUUCAAUUUUAAUUGUAAAUACAGAUGAUCUGUACCUUUGUGAUCUUGUGAUUGUAUUUGAUGUAAAAAAAAUAUAUUAUUUAGUUGUCA
This is a messenger RNA of Eurytemora carolleeae, 2463 nucleotides long. RefSeq names its product ras-related protein Rab-2A (gene Rab2). Gene Ontology annotation, molecular function: GTPase activity; GTP binding. Bases 49 to 687 code for a protein of 212 amino acids. The transcript is spliced from 7 exons. The record is from RefSeq and is a predicted model, not a curated record. NCBI's taxonomy places the organism in Eukaryota, Metazoa, Arthropoda, Copepoda, Calanoida, Temoridae. Gene Ontology annotation, cellular component: Golgi apparatus.